Messenger RNA from Fonsecaea erecta, 2862 nucleotides. RefSeq lists its product as hypothetical. The transcript is spliced from 4 exons. NCBI's taxonomy places the organism in Eukaryota, Fungi, Ascomycota, Eurotiomycetes, Chaetothyriales, Herpotrichiellaceae. The record is from RefSeq and is a predicted model, not a curated record. The coding region runs from base 1 to 2862 and encodes 953 amino acids.
AUGGCUCUAUUCACGCGGAAUGUCCUGCUGUGUCUCUUUCUGGGCUUGAUACUGUUCAGCCUUCAAGCCCAUGCAUUUGGUGCUGGCAAUAUUGCCUCUAUCUCUGCUGUAGAGGGCAAGAACUGGCGCCAUGGGGACAUUGAAGAUGUCUUGAAGACCGUGGCGUGUAUCCGUCACCACAAAUGGAAUUCGAUGAUGAUCAAACGUGUCUACUUUGGUAACUGGCUUCGAGACUACUCUCAGGCUAUGGAUACCGGUGCUCUGAAGAAAGCACAGCCGGAAACCAUUCGCAUUUUGGUCUGGCUGCUAUCAUUCCUCGGAUUCGGUUAUGCUACAGCGGAGUUCGAGGUUACUUCGGAACGCUUGGGGGUAUAUCGACCUGAAGAGCACAUCGACAAUCCCAAGGACUACAAUGACAACGAGGACGCUCGAAAGUACGAUGUCCGCCUCCGGGGACCCGUGCGAGACAUUGAACUACAAAUCGACAUGGAGACUGGAAUGAAGAACUAUAUUGCCAAUGGGAAAGGUGACUGGGCUACCAGCGCUGCUUUCGUCAAAUACAGCUUUGAACGCAGCAUCCACCACGGCCGUCUUUAUACCAAUGGCAACGGGUUCUUUAAAGGGAAAGACGAAGAUCUCGCCGAGGCUCUGAGAUGUCUCGGACAAGGCUUACACACUCUAGAAGACUUUGGUGCCCACACAAACUACGUUGAGCUUACGCUUCGAGAAAUGGGCUUUCACAAUGUGUUCCCUCACGUUGGAACCGCCACCGCCAUAAAUCUGCAUGGAAAGCAUGUCUUCCCCCUUAUCACCGGCACUUUCGGGAUGGUUGACUUCUAUCACUCGGUCCUUGGAGAGGCUACCGACCAUUUCACCCAGAGUGAAGUCAACGAGAUGGACAAUGCUCUCGGCACUGCCCAGCAAGCGGCGCAGUCAUCAAACCCCUUGAUGACCCUUGUCAAACUUCUUUCUAAGGUCCCAGGAACCAAAGGUCUCUGCGAUGAGGCCGAACAGCUGCAAGCAAGCGCUCAAGCCCAAGGACGUGCCAAUCAACAAGAAGGCUAUGGGGGCCAUGGGGGAUACCGUGGAGUAGAUAACUAUCGAGAGUCUUCAAGGGGAAUUGAUGACUGGGAUAGUAGCCGUGCAUCUCAUCCAAACUAUCCAUCGCAGCCUCAGGCAUAUGAUGCAAAUCCUUGGAAUCAACAACCCCAGUCUGGUUAUCAGCCGCAUUGGGAGCAGAAUCCGCCUCCGUACCAACAGCAGCACCAAUGGCAUGAUCAAGGCGUGUCGCAGAGCUAUGACCAUCCACCGCCUCCCCAACAUCAGUCUCAGUGGCACGAUCAAGGAGCAACACAAAACUAUAGCACACAUGACCAAUACGGGGGUGCACAUCAGGGUUGGCAGCAGCCACCGAUGGAGCCGUGGCAACAGCAAGCGCAACGUCCGGGUGCUGGUACUUCACAGCCUCUGCAGUCAGCUAUUCCCGCACAAGAGCCACCUCAACCAUCACAAUCUGGUGCGCCCGCUUCAAGCGCUCUCGAGGGGCUUCCAAGCUUUGACCCUGCGAAGACGGUCGCUCAGAUCUAUCCGAUCCUGGCAUUCCGCGACAAAGUUGUCCGGACAGUCAGCAGUAUCAUUGAAAAGAUUCCGGGUCUAGAGGCGCUUGUCGACCGUAUUACCGAGACUCUAACAGUAUUUAUCCUUUCGCUUUUGGCACCUUUUGUCCGACCGCUUCUCAACGCACUCUCGAAGGCUCUCCAAUCGGGAAGUGAGGGCGUCCUGAGUUCAUCUGCAAAGCAUCAAUUCGAAGUCUGGACGGAUCCACACUCGACUGAUCCUACCCAUUCGAUGCUCAGCAAGGACCACUUCAGCAACUUACUGAAUGAACCAGCUGGCAAUGUGGCGGCCGAGAUUCUCAAAUUCAUUGCUCCCCGCGUUCUAUAUGCCUGGGAACACCCUGAUGUCCCAGUGCAGCAGGUCCUGCACGAUGUCGAGAUAAUAUUCCAUCAUCCCGCCAUCCGAAAUGAAGGGCUAGAGGUCCACCGGAAUAUGUUCGCUGCCGUGAAGAGAUGGGUGGAUGGCUUGCCUGACAGAGGACGUAGCCUCGAGGCGGUUUUGAGUUCGGACGCGGUGCGAGCAGGCAAAAAUCACAAAGCCGGCGUCAAUCCGCAUACUCAGCAUUCUGCUCCAAACACAAGCGGAUCGCAUCAAGCGAGUUCUGGCACACUGGGAGGACUUGCGAGUUUCAUUCCAGGCCAGCAGCACCAGGGCGGUGGCGGAGCUCAUCAGUCCUCGUCAAGUUCGGGAGCAUUUGGUGGACUGGCGAAUCUCAUCCCUGGAGGACACCAGAGUGGCGGCCAGGGGAGCAAUCCACUUGGAAUGGUAGGUGACGUUCUCGGAAACUUCACGGGCCAUAAACCAGCGCAACAACACCACGGGGGAGGUGGCGGUCUGAGCAAUAUGCUGAGCAUGGCCGACAAGUUGCCCAUUCCAGGCUCAUUCAGCAAAUACACGAAGCUGAUGGGUAGCUUCCCUGGAAGUGGGGCACGAGGCCUGGAUGAACAGGAUAUUGGACCAAGUGGCAGUGACCUAGGGGGCUCGACAGAGCUGCGUGAAGCUGCGUUGUUGGCAGAUCGCUCUGCCGCGGGUGAUAGAUCGCCCAGUCCCAUGCCCAUGCAGCCACCUGCUGGAUAUGAGCAAUACGGUCGACAAGACGUCGGUGGUUAUGGAUAUGGUCAAGAAGGACAAGACUAUCAAUACCAGACUUCCUACCAGGAUCCUUACCAGAGCCAGGGGCAGUAUUAUGGUGGUGGUGGUGGUGGCGGCGGCGGCGAGAGUGCGGGCUAUUAUGGAGGACAUUGA